UCCCCCUACCAAACAUCCUUCCAGCCUCAGUGCACAGUGGAGCUGCAAUGUAAUAGUUAGACAACAUUUAAUCUAAUUAGUCGUUAUAAGUUAUUCAGAUGGCAAUGUAAGCUGGUUUUGCACAAGUUUGUUGGUGAAUCCAGUCGGUAGAUAACUCUUAUAAUCUUUGGCUUCCUCAUCGUUAACGUUAGUGCAAAGGUAGCCUCGACCUGCAAGGUGAUAUUCGCUUACAGCAGCAGAGAAACAUAUGCUUUUAUAUUAAGUUAUAUUUGUUUAAAACACUAGUCCCCUGCAGAUGCCUCGUUUGGGAAAGUCAAAUGGCAAAGAGAGAAAAAGACCUAAAUUAGACUGGACGUUUAUUCAGAGGUUCUGCAGCAUUCAGAAGGUCCUGUUCCCAUCAUGGACCAGUCAAAGUGCCCUGAUGUUUGGGACGCUGCUUGCGGUCACUCUGACAGAGCAGCUGAUCAUUUACCAAGUGGGUGUCCUCCCCAGUCACUUCUACAGUGUGCUGGCAGACAAAGAUUACUCAGGCUUCCAGAGUCUGGUGGGCACAGCUAUGGUGCUCAUCUUGCUCAACUCCACGUUGAAAAGUAUCGACCAGUACAUUUGCAAUCAGAUGUAUGUUAGCUGGAGGAGGAUGCUAACUGAGAGCCUCCAUACAUCCUACUUCCAGGGCCGAGUCUAUUACACACUAAAUGUACUGAGAGAGGAAAUAGACAAUCCGGACCAGCGUAUCAGUCAGGAUGCAGAGAGGUUGUGUAAGCAGAUGAGCACCAUGGCUAGUCGUUUGAUUGUAUCACCGUUCACGCUGGCUUACUACACCUACCACUGCUUCCAUAGCACUGGCUGGAUUGGUCCUGUGAGUAUCUUUGGCUACUUUGUGAUUGGGACCAUUGCCAAUAAAAUCCUCAUGGGGCCGAUUGUGUCGACUCUGUAUGAGCAGGAAAAACUGGAAGGGGACUUCAGAUUCAAGCACAUGCAGAUCCGUGUUAAUGCAGAGUCUGCAGCUUUUUACAGAGCCGGUAAAGUGGAGCACAUGAGGACCGAUCGCAGACUGCAGACUCUGUUACAAACUCAGAAGAGUCUAAUUAACAAAGAGCUCUGGCUUUAUAUCGGGGUAAACACAUUUGACUACCUUGGAGGUUACCUCAGCUACAUUAUAAUCGCCAUUCCCAUCUUCACCGGUAUCUAUGAUGGUCUCACUCCUGGUGAUCUCAGUGCACUCAUCAGUAAGAACGCCUUUGUGUGCAUCUACUUGAUAAAUGGCUUCACGCAGCUAAUAGACCUGUCAACCACUCUGUCAGAUGUGGCUGGAUACACCCACAGGAUUGGGGAGUUGAGGGAGGUGAUGGAUGACAUCCUACGCGAGCAGUGUGACUAUGACCCGGCAUCAGGGGAAAGCUACGACUUUGACAGUGACUUCAACAUCCAUGGGGGCCCUGCGGACACGGCCUUCAUCCUGGACCAUCUUUCAUACAAAUCUCCUUACUCAGACAAGCUACUGGUGGAGGAUCUGAGUCUGAAAAUCAGCCAGGGAACAAAUCUACUGGUGGUGGGAAACACAGGCACCGGCAAGACGUCACUACUGAGGGUCCUUAACCGGCUCUGGGAGGCACACAGCGGUUUUGUCCACAUGACCACAUGCUUCGGGCCCAGAGGAACCGUCUUCCUGCCACAGAGACCUUACCUGACUGAUGGCACACUGCGUGAACAGGUGAUCUACCCAUUGAAGGAUAUCUACCCUGCAUCAGGGUCAGCUGAUGAUGACCGAAUUAUACAAUUCCUAGAACUAGCUGGAGUGUCGAGUCUCCUGAAGCGCACAGGCGGGCUGGACGAAAAGGUGGACUGGAACUGGUAUGAUGUUCUGUCUCCAGGUGAAAUGCAGCGUCUCUGCUUUGCUCGUCUCUUCUACCUGCAGCCCCAAUAUGCAGUGUUGGAUGAGGCCACCAGUGCUCUGACGGAGGAGGCGGAAGCACAGCUGUACUGGACCUGUAAACAGCUCGGCAUGACUUUGGUCAGUCUGGGACACCGCAGCAGCCUGGAGAAGUACCAUGAUGUCCAGUUGAAACUAUGUGGAGAAGGACUAUGGGAGUUAACAAAGUUAAAAGGAGGCAGCAAAAGCACCAAAGAAGAAGAACUGUGACUGCAG
Molecule: messenger RNA, 2149 nt
Organism: Anoplopoma fimbria (sablefish)
Lineage: Eukaryota; Metazoa; Chordata; Actinopteri; Perciformes; Anoplopomatidae
Gene: abcd4
Product: ATP-binding cassette, sub-family D (ALD), member 4
Exons: 19
Coding region: 296-2143 (615 amino acids)
Biological process (GO): fatty acid beta-oxidation; very long-chain fatty acid catabolic process; long-chain fatty acid import into peroxisome
Cellular component (GO): peroxisomal membrane
Molecular function (GO): ATP binding; ABC-type transporter activity; ATP hydrolysis activity
Source: RefSeq, a predicted model, not a curated record